UGGGGGACUGGGUGUAGUCCGCGUAGUUCGUUAUAAUACAAUCCGGAGUGGUAGUCAUGUCAAGGGUGUUGUCCGUGCGCGAUUGACUCGAAAUUGAUGCCCAAGGGAAAGAUGUGGCUCCAGUAUUACUGGGUGUUAUUACUGGGCUGUUUAGCGUUACAUCAAAUUCACGGCCAAUACCUCAACAACAAUGGCACGGUCACGUGGUGCACGGUCUCCGAGGGCGAGCAGAACAAGUGCCAGGCCUUCUCCAGGGCGGUCGAUCGCGAGAUCGGGGCGUUCGGCUACAAUUACUACUCGGUGCGGUGCAGGCAGGCGUUCAACAAGGAGGAAUGCAUGACCAUGCUGGACCGCGAGAUCGCCCAGAUAACGACGCUGGACGCCGGCGAGGUCUUCGUGGCCGGCCGAUACCACAGUCUCGUGCCGAUAAUGCAGGAGAUAUACGAGAGCGGCGUGAACUAUCAGUACGCCGUCGCGGUGAUCAAGAGGGGCUCCCUGCCCGACGUGCACACUUUGCACGAUCUCAGAGGCAGGAAGGGCUGCUUCGCCGGCGUCGGCACGCUCGCCGGCUGGGUCAUCCCCAUUAACACUCUCAUGAAGCACGGAGGAAUGGAAGUUCUCGACUGUAACAACCACGUAAAGUCGACGAUUAAAUUCUUUGGACCUAGUUGCGCGGUAAACUCCUUAAUUGAUAAAUACAAUCCACUUGGUGACAAUUCUGACCAGUUGUGCAGCCUGUGCAUCGGGAAAGUACCCGGCGGCAAGUGUACGAACCAGGAUCCUUACUCGGGAUACGAGGGGGCCUUCCGUUGCUUGGUCGAAGCGGGUGAAAUCGCCUUCUUGGUGCACACGACCGUGGAGGAGAUGACUUCGACGACAUUCGACUUUAGUUCCGUGAAGAAGGAUCAGUUCGAACUGUUGUGCAGAGACGGUACUCGUAGACCCGUAGACGAUUACAGAGUCUGCAAUUGGGGCACCGUGCCGUCCCGCGCGAUCGUCACGUCUUCGGCGACCAACUUCGACAUUCGUCGAAAGUAUCAGAGAUUUUUGGAGAGGACCGUUCGAAUACUGCACAAGGACAGGAACGGCACGACCAGCUUCAAUCGUUUCGACAACAAUCCGCGGGACUUCGAGAACCGUCCGGGUUACGACAGCGGUCCGCGGGACUUCGAGAACCGUCCGGGUUACGACAGCGGUCCGCGGGACUUCGAGAACCGUCCGGGUUACGACAACAAUCCGAGGGACUUCGAGAACCGUCCGGGUUACAACAGAUAUGGCGAGAGUGAUUAUAACAGAGGCGGAUUUAGAAGUCCGGACGAAUACUCCACGGACAAUUGGGAUCGUAGCGGAUACAAUCGAAGCAUCGGCGGCGGAAGAGGAGGGAUAGGAGGAUUGAAUCCGUGGGAGAAGCCCGCGUAUAACGAUACCAAUUAUUAUACCAGGGAGAGAGAUCACACGACCACUGAGUCUACGUUUGUGCAACCGAUAGAAGUGUUCGAGUUGUACGAAUCGGCGCCUAGAUACGGAAUGCAGCAUAAUUUAAUAUUCUCUGAUUCUGCUCGCGAUUUCGUACAAGUGUCCGAAAAAGAUCAAACGUACACCGGGUAUUUAGGAAGAUCUAUCGAUCAUGUAUUAGGCGUACAUCAUUGUCCCGUAAAUCGGAUGACAUUAUGCGUUACGUCCGAACCAGAAAUGGAAAAAUGCGUAAAGAUGAAGAUCGCCUUAAAAGCCCAAUUGCUGAAACCAGAAUUACUUUGUCACAGAGGCCACAGCCAAAUAAAUUGUAUGCAGUUGAUACAAAACGGGAUUGCCGACGUAACUGUACUAGAUGCCAGUGACGUCUACACCGCUGGACUGCAGUUCGAACUGAUUCCAUUUAUAUCCGAAGUUUACAAUUUGGGUACACCGGACUACUACGUUGUCGCCGUCGCGAAGGAGGAGGACGACAAUACGGACUUGACGUAUCUCAAAAACAAAUACACUUGUCACACCGGAAUCAACAUGGCUGCGGGAUGGGUUUACCCGCUGGCGUAUCUCAUCUCCAACAAGUGGAUUAGGGGAUACGGUUGCGACUCCGUGCGCGCCGCCGCCGAAUACUUUAGCAAGUCCUGCGUGCCGGGCGCGCUCAGCACCGAAUACAAUACAGGUGUGCCUUACGAUAACAUGUGCGACUUGUGCCACGGGGUGAGCUACCGAUACUGCCGACGAGACGCUUCCGAGGAUUACUUCGGAUACACAGGUGCCUUUAGAUGUCUAGUGGAGGGAGGCGGCGACGUGUCCUUCGUGAAACACACGACGGUCGCGGAGAACACCGACGGCAAGCGCAAGGAGUUCUGGGCGCGCAACACCUUCACGAAAGACUUCGAAUUGCUUUGCCCGGACGGCACGCGACGCCCGACGACGGAUUACAUGAACUGCAACCUGGGCAAAGUCGCCGCCAAUGCUGUAGUCACGCGCGGCGGUUAUUACGGCUACAACGAGACGCAGAUCAACGCGUACAUCAAUCUGUUUAUAUACGCACAACAGUUCUACGGCCGGAAGGAGCAGGACGAGUUCAGCUUCAGCAUGUAUUACAGCCCGUCGCCUUACAGCGAUCUCAUUUUCCAAGAUGCCACUCAGCAGCUGGUGGUAAUCCCGUCGAACAAGCGGGAGUACAGCGCGUACCUCGGCCCGGAUUUUAUGAGAGCCAGGAGAAUCGUAGAUUGUAACGCAGGCGCGUCUGCGAUACGUUACUCCCUGUUCGCCACGAUAGUUAUGAUCGCGUUUACUUUCGCGUUUGGUAGAUAAGUAUCGCGUUCGCGAAUUGCAUGCUUUUACACGAAUACUCUAAAAGAAUUCGUGCCGAGAUCACGAACGAAGAUUAAGAGAUCUGACAAACGAAUCUGAUAGAGCAUAUUUUAUCAAUUGGCACUAUUCAUACUAUAUUUAGCAAUAUAGAAUAUUUUAUCGCUGCUACGUAUUACUAAUAUUAUCAAAGAUAUAUUCUAAAUGUCAGUCAAAUAUUGUUUUAUACAUACUUUUUACACGUAUAUUUUUACAAAAGUACAAAUGACUGAGAGAUAUAGUUGAAUAUAUAAAUUUAAGCACGAUUGCUGCCUUUGCGUCCGUCCAACGGAGCCAUAUCUCUAAGUGUAUCCGUCCAAAUACGAAAAAGUUAUCGAUCUGGUCUUAUCGAUAAUUUUAAGGAUUAUUGUAAUUUAAUAAUUUGAUAUAUGUAUAUUUUAUACCGUCCACUAAUGUUUUUUCUAGUAAUAAAUCUUUAUAAGGUUUUUCAUGAA
Molecule: messenger RNA, 3278 nt
Organism: Wasmannia auropunctata (little fire ant)
Lineage: Eukaryota; Metazoa; Arthropoda; Insecta; Hymenoptera; Formicidae
Gene: Tsf2
Product: melanotransferrin
Exons: 9
Coding region: 97-2787 (896 amino acids)
Biological process (GO): iron ion transport
Cellular component (GO): plasma membrane; extracellular region; recycling endosome
Source: RefSeq, a predicted model, not a curated record